AUGCAAGCAAUCUUUGACCUGUUCAAUCAGGUGCCUCGUGCUACAUGGUCGCUGGCGUCAUCUCUGAGAGAUUCGGGUGCAAAAGAGGCUCGGGUUGUGGAGAAUCCCGACAGCGUAGACUUCGAUGCUAACCAAUUCGACAUACGGCAUCGCAUAGAUCUCCGAGGUGUCCUGUAUCCGCAGGAACGAAGCGCGCUACUGAUCCUAAAUCAGGAACUUAGACUAAGCCGCGAGUUCUUGCAGGCAUUAUGGGACAGCAGCGGGAUAUGCGUCUGCGCAGAUGGCGGAGCGAACCGGCUUCACGACUUCUUCAUCGACGAGCGGGAGCGCGCGCAGCACUUGCCCGCUUACAUUGUGGGUGAUUUGGACUCGCUGCGCGACGACGUGCGUGCGUUCUACGAGGGGCACGGUGUGGUGGUACUCGAGCAGUCAACGCAGUAUGCGAGCGAUUUGAUGAAGAGCGUGCAGGUCAGCUCCCUACACUUCAAUCACGAGCCCUUCCGAGCGUGCGCGCGCAAAGGCCGCGUGGAUACCCACAAUGGAGUGGGCGAGAUGAUUGCUGCUCGACAGGCUGCCGGUUGGACACCCGAACCGCUCCGUCUGCUGGUUUUGAAUGCCAUCGACGGUCGGUUCGACCUGACAGUGCAUUCUGUCGCGCAGAUGUACACACUGCGUGAGCAGCAUCCCUACCUGACGCUCUUCUACAUCACACCCACGGACCUACUCUUUCUCGUGCCGGCAGAUGGUACCUGUGUGUCGUACACAUCCGAUAUGAGAGCCGCGAUGUUUGGAUGCUGCGGGUUGCUACCGCUAGGGGGCUCGUGCACAUUACGGCGCACGUAUGGCCUCAAGUGGGACGUGUGCGCGUGGGACACCAGCAUUGCUGCGGGGAGGGUGAGCUCCAGCAACUACCUCGUGGGGGACACCGGCUGCUAUGUUGACGCUGACAGAGACAUACUAAUGAGCAUUGAGCUGCGAUGGAAUGGGGUGGACAGAUGGUACACCGCCGCGCAGCUUUCCAACCAUUCAUCCCACGAAUGCUAA
Molecule: messenger RNA, 1044 nt
Organism: Eremothecium gossypii ATCC 10895
Lineage: Eukaryota; Fungi; Ascomycota; Saccharomycetes; Saccharomycetales; Saccharomycetaceae
Gene: THI80
Product: thiamine diphosphokinase
Exons: 1
Coding region: 1-1044 (347 amino acids)
Biological process (GO): thiamine metabolic process; thiamine diphosphate biosynthetic process
Molecular function (GO): thiamine binding; ATP binding; thiamine diphosphokinase activity
Source: RefSeq, marked provisional